Molecule: messenger RNA, 1387 nt
Organism: Stegodyphus dumicola
Lineage: Eukaryota; Metazoa; Arthropoda; Arachnida; Araneae; Eresidae
Source: RefSeq, a predicted model, not a curated record
CUUAUGCUAGAAAUUUUAUCUAAACUGCUUAAUCAUGACAAAUAAGCCCCGUUCACAAGAGCAGAUUCGAGCGGUGGUGAAAACCGGUUCUUCCAACUUGUCCCAUUCACAUGGCGAAAAAGCAUUAACUGCUUCUCCGAAGGAAGGUAGAAUACUCCUACCUCUAUGGAGCAAGGCAAAUGGGGAUAUUUCCCAUGCUGCAUUGCGCGAAUCCGCGGUUAAUUUGUAAACAACAUGGCUGACGUUCAGUUGACUGCUCGGUGGACUGUCAGCGAAACAAUCGCUUUAAUUGAAAUCUGGGGGUGCGAUAGCAUCCAGAAAAAAAUGGAUGGAACAGUACGCGAUACUGAAAUUUAUAGACAAAUACAGAAAGAAUUAUCUGAUGCUGGCUAUUCCAGAAAUACGGUUCAGAUUAAAACAAAAGUAAAAGCGCUGAGACGAGAAUAUCGACUGCAGCGAGAUAAAUUAAGACUGUCUGGAGCUGGUGGAAAAAUUACUUUUCGAUUUUAUCAUGAAAUGGAUAAAGUUCUAGGUUCCAGAGAUGCCUCGAAUCCCGGCCUGAUAACGGAAACUGAGAUUCUUGGAUUGGAAGAGUCAGUUCCAUCUGAAAUGUUGAAUACUUCCGAAGAAAGUUUUGUGGUAGCUUUUGAUGCACAUGAAAAUAUGGAUCAUCAAGGAACUGAAAUGUAUGAACAGUCACAAGAGUGUUCGCCAAUUCCUCCAACUCCUAGUUCACAUUUUUCUUCAUUGAAUGGGCAACGUUCUUCCCGGCGACGGAAGAAAAAUCUGAAGGAUGUGAUAGAAAAAACCAUUGAAACAACUGUAGAUAAAUUUCUGCAAUUUGAAAGGGAAAUGGAAGAGAAGAUUUCUGAAGAAAAUAGAGUCUUCAGAGAAAAAUUGUUAGAUAUAUUAGAAAAAAUAGCGAAUAAAUAAAUAAUUUUUAACUUUGAAUUAUUAUUUCUUGCUAAAAUUCAGUUACUGUUCUAUAAAGUUUGAAAUCUUAAAUUUUGACCAUUGAACUUCAAGUUUUUAUUUUAUGAAUCACUUUAUGCAAAUAUAUGUGCAUAUUUUAGAUUUUUUUACAGAGUUAUUUAAGUAUUAUGGUACGUGUUACGUACAAUAAAUGUAGUAGUCAUAAAUUAAAUAUUUUUAUAAAUAACAAAGUAAGGUGUUAUGCCACAAUUUAUGUAUGUUGUAUAGGUGAUAAUUUUUUAAUUCGAACAUAUAUUUGCUGAACACAGUUUUCGUUUAAUAGACGCCUAAACACUUUUGUAAAAAUUUAAAACUUCUAAUGCAAAUUAUACCAGGAAUUCAUUUAAUUUAUUAACCAAAAUCAAUAAUUUGGUAUAUAAGAAAAAUAUGUACAUUUAAAAUUACAAGUUUUCAC